AUGUCGUCAGCAACUCCUAAAUCAAAAAAGGGCAAGACUGCACCUCCUCGCGGCCGUCCCACCUCUUCUUCCGUCCUCUCUCAACCCGUAGUCGAAGAUGCAUCCUCAUUAACUGCACUCUCCACCUUCUCGCCCAAAGGCAAUUACUUUGUCCUUCUAUCCUUGGCAAUAGACAAGCAUCGUCUACGUGUACAUGAUACUGCUACAGGACAGAGCAUAGCGGAACACAUCGUCCAGGACGCACGAGUUGCCACACUUUCGUGGACUGAGCUCGGUUCUUCGGAACAUCAGGAAGAACCUAUGGAGGAAGACGACGCACCGAAGAAAAAACGUAAAAAGCGGAAUAGUCUCGCUACCCAGGCGAGUUCGACAAAUGCCUCUGAGACUUCGCAGGUCGUACUUCUGGGUCUCUCGAACGGCUCGCUACUUGUCUUCUCUCCUUCCCAUGGUCGCGUCCUCCGUACCCUGUCACAUUCGUCCAGCACCGCCGCUAUCCUCUCCCUUUCUGUCUCACAAGACGCAUCAAGCAUCUGGACUUCCAGCGCAGACAGCUCCGUUCACGUCUGGAACGCACACAGUGGCGAGCAUCUCUCAUCGUGGAAGACAGACGACCGGAUACCAUGCACGUCCCUCAGCAUGUGUAAAUCGAAUUCUAACGAUCAAGUCGACUUCCUUCUGGCCCAUCAUAGUAUCCGCCUCCUUUCCUCCGCCUCUCCCUCUUCUCCUUCAGGUUCAUCAAAACCGAAGGAGCUGGCCACUUUUACAGGACAUGCCUCAAAUAUCACCUCUAUACAUUGGGUCGAAGGGUCUAUACCAAAACGAUUCGUCUCCAUGGCUGAGGCCGACCGUCAUGUUUAUGUCUGGGAGGUCCCAGAAGCGUCUACCACGGAGGGAAAAUUGGUCGCUUCUAUACCGCUGGACUCGGAUGCGCGACAAAUAUCAGUAAACGGACGACAUCUUCUCGUUCUCUCCGCGUCGGGGAAGAUCAGUGUGUUCGAACUCGAUUCGGAGUUCUCCUCGAGCUCUCCUACGAAGAAGUCCAAACAAAAGGUUCUUACUCUCAGUCCUCGUUCGACCGUCUUCACCAAGGCCAAACGUGGAACAACACCUGUAGAGAUUGCAUCGGCGGCUGCUGUUCAUGGACAGGAGGGGCACGUACGUAUGGCGCGGUUGAUAGGCGGCGUACGACCAGUAUUUGACGUUGUUGAAUAUCUCGAUCAGUUUGGAAACUUCAUUCCAGAGGUCAUCGUUAUGAAGGACGUAUACUCUGGCCUGGUUGAUAGUGCUGAUGUUGCACUUGGGCCUUCGACGAAGCGUUACGCUGAGUCUUCGAACCUCGCUGUCCGAUCAGGUGUCGAACUCGGCCAAGAACCCUCGACAGACGACCUCGCGCUCCGUGACAUUGACGGCGCCCUCGAUGUCGAUAUUGCUGAACUCAGCCUAGGACAACGUCUUACCGCUUUAGACCCUGGCACUCCCGCCACUCGUCGCACCGCUGCCGAUGCGGACUCUGACUCGUCAGUCGAAGACAACGCUGCUCCCAAUGGUCGUAAUUCCCAUCGUCGGCAGCAGACGCAAGACGAUUCCACUGCCACACCAGCCAUGUCUUCCAUCACGCUCACUCGCACUCUCAUCCAAGCUCUUCACUCAUCGGACUCGAAACUACUCGAGAUGUGUCUGUCACAUUCGGAUUCUGGGUUGAUCAUGCAUACAGUAAGAAGAUUGCCGCCACAGCUGGCUGUUCCGCUUGUAGUGGCGUGUGUUGAGAGACUGGGGAGGGGAAAGAGGGCGGGAAGCGGCAAGGGUGGUGGGGCGGGAGCGAGUAGUCAGAGGGGAAUGGGUUUGGUGAGAUGGGUUAAGACGGUGUUAGUUGUGCACAGUGGACAUCUGAUGACCAUGCCCGAUUUGGUCGCACGGUUAUCUGGUCUUCAUGCCACACUCACCACACGACUGACACUUCAAGAUUCUCUGCUCUCGCUGUCUGGACGGCUUGAGAUGGUUCUACAGCAGAUCGAGCUCCGAUCUUCCGCUGCGCCUGCUCCAAUAUCUCAACCGCCGCAGUCAUCAAAAGCGGGUAAGAAGAAGGGAGGGAAGGCGAAUGGCAUCGUUGCGAGAGAACCCGUGAGGUACGUGGAGGGUGAGAGUGAAGAUGAAGAUGAGGACGCUGGAGCGAUGGAUAUGGAGGUCGAGGAAGGAAGCGAAGCUGGGAGUAUUGAAGACGUGGAAUUGGGCGGGGAAAGCGCCAGUGAGGAUGGGAGCGAUGAAGAACAGGAUGAAGAGGACGAAGAACUUGAUGACGACGAUGAGGAUGACGAGGACGAUGACGAGGAAGGUGCCCCGAAAUUAAACGGUUUCGUAGAUGACGAGGCAGAGGAAGACGAGGACAGCGAGGAAGAGAGCGAAUGA
Molecule: messenger RNA, 2406 nt
Organism: Stereum hirsutum FP-91666 SS1
Lineage: Eukaryota; Fungi; Basidiomycota; Agaricomycetes; Russulales; Stereaceae
Product: WD40 repeat-like protein
Exons: 4
Coding region: 1-2406 (801 amino acids)
Biological process (GO): maturation of SSU-rRNA from tricistronic rRNA transcript (SSU-rRNA, 5.8S rRNA, LSU-rRNA)
Cellular component (GO): nucleolus
Molecular function (GO): protein binding
Source: RefSeq, a predicted model, not a curated record